AUAAUCUGAAACCCUAAAACCCUACACAGACCUUUCACUAAAAUCGCAACAUCAUGGGGAAGGUGAAAGGCAAGCAUAGGUUGGACAAGUUCUACCGGCUCGCCAAGGAGCACGGUUACCGUUCCCGUGCCUCAUGGAAGCUGGUUCAGCUCGACUCCAAGUUCUCCUUCCUUCAUUCUUCACGCGCAGUCCUCGAUCUCUGCGCCGCCCCUGGUGGUUGGAUGCAGGUCGCAGUCCAACGCGUCCCCGUCGGCAGUCUCGUUCUCGGUAUCGACCUUGUGCCUAUUGCCCCUAUACGCGGCGCACUAUCUUUCGAGCAGGACAUAACCAAGCCUGAGUGCAAGGCCAAAAUUAAGAAGAUCAUGGACCAGCAUGGGGUUAGGGCCUUCGAUUUGGUCAUCCACGAUGGUUCUCCCAAUGUCGGUGGUGCCUGGGCUCAGGAGGCAAUGAGCCAGAACGCGCUCGUCAUUGAUUCCGUUAGGCUCGCAACACAGUUCUUGGCUCCGAAGGGAACUUUCGUUACUAAAGUUUUCAGGUCCCAAGACUAUAGUUCUGUCCUCUACUGCCUCAAGCAGUUAUUUGAGAAGGUUGAGGUUGAUAAACCAGCAGCAAGUCGUUCAGCUUCUGCAGAGAUAUAUGUUUUGGGUCUAAAGUACAAGGCCCCUGCAAAGAUUGAUCCACGUCUUCUAGAUGUGAAGCAUUUGUUUCAGGGAUCUAUAGAGCCGCCCCGAAAGGUGGUGGAUGUGCUUAGAGGUACAAAGCAAAAGAGACAUCGUGAUGGCUAUGAAGAUGGAGACACCACUUUGAGGAAAGUGUCUUCGGCUGCAGAUUUCAUUUGGUCAGAUGCUCCUCUGGAGAUACUUGGUUCUGUUACUUCCAUAGCCUUUACCGAUGAGGCUUCCUUGCCCAUUAAGGAUCACGCUUUAACAACAGAAGAAGUUAAAACUCUGUGUGAUGAUCUGCGUGUUUUGGGAAAGCAAGACUUCAAGCAUUUAUUGAAGUGGCGUCUGCACAUGAGAAAGGCCCUUUCUCCUUCACAAAAGACCACUGCGGCGGCAGCAGCAGCAGCAGAUGGUGGUAAAAAAGACACAGAUGGUGGUAAAAAAGACGUGGAUGACGAUGAUAAAUUGCUGAAUGAGAUGGAAGAGUUGACGUAUGCCAUGGAGCGCAAGAAGAAACGGGAGAAGAAGCUUCUUGCUAAAAGACGAGCUAAGGACAAGGCACGAAAGGCUACAGGAAUGCAAAUAGAUGCAAUGGAAGAUGGUUAUACUGAUCAUGAGUUGUUCUCGCUCUCUUCCAUAAAGGGAAAGAAAGAUCUGGUAGCUGUUGAUUCUACUGAAUAUGAUGAUGAGAAUGGUGAUUUAGGUGAUAGUGAUAAGGAAGAGAGCCCUGAAGACCACCGGGAUCACUCUUCCGGUGAGAUAGAUUCUGACGAAGAACGCAAAAGGUAUGAUGAACAAAUGGAAGAGAUUCUCGACCAGGCUUAUGAACGAUUUGUGGCUAAAAAGGAUGGGAGUACUAAACAGCGGAAACGUGCAAAACAAGCUUAUUCUGAUCAACUUUUGGAGGGUGAUGGAGGCGAUGGUAUUGUUCACUCUGAUUAUGAUUCAGACAAGGAUAAUGUUGACGAUGAAGCAAACCCUCUUGUGGUGCCACUUGAUGAUGGGGAAGCACCAACUCAAGAGGAGAUCACAAACAAGUGGUUUAGUCAGGAUGUUUUUGCCGAAGCUGUGCAGGAGGGUGAUUUAGGGAAAUAUGAUAGUGAAGAUGAAAUGCAGGUUGAUGGACGGGUGGAAAAACUUCAUGUUGCAGAGAAGGCCAAGAAAAAAACGGCUGACCAUGCUGUUGGGUCCACCCGUGCUCAACCACAAGCUCACAAGGGUGAAGAUGACUUUGAAAUAGUCCCUGCUCCCGGUACCGAUUCAAGUGAUGACUCCUCGUCGGAUGAAUCGGAAGAUUACGAUGUUGAUGCUAAAGCUGAAAUUUUGGCUUGUGCAAAGAAGAUGUUGAGAAAGAAACAAAGGGAGCAGUUACUUGAUGAUGCAUACAAUAGGUAUAUGUUUGAUGAUACAGGCUUGCCCAAGUGGUUUUUGGAUGAAGAAAAGAGGCACCGACAGCCAAUCAAGCCUGUCACAAAAGCGGAGAUUGAUGCAAUGAAAGCACAGUUCAAAGAAAUUGAUGCCCGACCUGCUAAGAAAGUGGCUCAAGCCAAAGCCCGAAAGAAGCGGGUUGCCAUGAGAAAACUUGAGAAGGUACGCAAGAAGGCAAAUACAAUAGCAGACCAGGCAGACAUAUCUGAUCGUUCAAAGACAAAGUUAAUUGAUCAACUAUAUAAGAAGGCAGCGCCCAAGAGACCUAAAAAGGAAUAUGUGGUUGCGAAGAAAGGAGUCCAAGUCAAAGUUGGCAAGGGAAAAGUUCUUGUUGAUCCACGAAUGAAGAAGGAUUUAAAGAGAGGUGGAAUGGGAAGAUCAGGGAAAGGCAAGAAGGGUAAGGGCACGAAGGCUCAAAAAGGUAAAGGAUCAGCAAAGGCUUCAAAGAUGGGAAAGAAGGGAAACAGCGGCAAAAAGGGUACGCGUCCCUAAGCUGGUGUGAUUCAUAGAAACUCUAGUUAUCUUUCUAGAUAUCACCCCAAUAAAUUCAUCUGUCCUGUAACGAUGAGUGAUUUAGUUUUUUAGUUCGGUUGCAAUUUUUGUUUGUUUAAGUUACUGUUCAACAUUGUAAUGAGUUUUUUCGAAUCUAUUUGGUGUUAAUGUGCCUCUCUAACUAGAAAUGGGAGGAAGGAUUUUGUGAUCUUGUUAUUCA
Tripterygium wilfordii is the source of this 2802-nucleotide messenger RNA. Its product is annotated as adoMet-dependent rRNA methyltransferase spb1. Lineage: Eukaryota; Viridiplantae; Streptophyta; Magnoliopsida; Celastrales; Celastraceae. Gene Ontology annotation, molecular function: rRNA (guanine) methyltransferase activity; rRNA (uridine-2'-O-ribose)-methyltransferase activity. The coding region runs from base 54 to 2582 and encodes 842 amino acids. The record is from RefSeq and is a predicted model, not a curated record. Gene Ontology annotation, biological process: maturation of 5.8S rRNA from tricistronic rRNA transcript (SSU-rRNA, 5.8S rRNA, LSU-rRNA); rRNA methylation; maturation of LSU-rRNA from tricistronic rRNA transcript (SSU-rRNA, 5.8S rRNA, LSU-rRNA). The transcript is spliced from 11 exons. Gene Ontology annotation, cellular component: nucleus; preribosome, large subunit precursor; nucleolus.